AAUUGUGGGCUCAUAUUUUCACUGAUUUUCCAGUUCUCAACCCACCAAACACCAAACGUUGAAGUUCAAGGGUUUUGCUUUUGCUUGUUUUACUGUUUAAUUUAGUCUGCAGACAGUUUUUUGUCGCUUGUUUACUAAAAAAAGUGUUUAUUUUGGGUGAACGUCUCUCUCCAUGGUGCUGAAUCAUUCCACUUUAAGUUGUAAUGCUCUUUUUAAGUGGCAUCACUGCACAUUUUGAACAAUAAGUCAUUAUUAUUUGAACGAAUAAUUUUGUAUAAUUUGAAACUAAUUGUUUUCUUGCACUGAAAAUUGAAAAUUUCAGACUUUCUAACACAAUGAAUAUAUUUACUCUAAAUUAGGACGUGAAUCCCACUUAUUUUAGAAAAAAAUCAAGUUACAGUUUUUUAACAUUGGGGGAUUGUAAAAUCACAAAUCAAACUAUUUUGAUUAAGUUCUUGUUUAGCGUGUCAUGCCUCGGAAACGACUCAAGAGGUCAGUAAGAGCUAAUACACGAGAACCUUCCGUCCCACGUUUUUACGUCAGCAUAAUUAUUUGCAGCUCUGAUCGACAUUGAACAAAAGCUCCCAAAAGCAGCAACUCCACAUUUAGACUCUACUCAACAUUCGAGGACUAUAUGAUUUUUUUUCAACUUCUAUUUCUGCCAAUGUUGCAAUAUUUGCGUUUAAUUUUCAUUCAGUAAUGGAAUACAUUAUAUUUCUUCAUUUUUCUUUAUAUUUUUCCUGUGUUCUUCGUGUUGUAAAUGGAGACGUGACCUACAAUAUUCCAGAGGAAAUGAAACGAGGAUCCUUGAUUGGAAAUGUCGCUAAAGACCUAGGUCUGGAUAUAAGCAAACUAACCGCCCGCAACGCACGCAUUGAUCCGGAGGAAAAUAUCACUCCGCAUUGUGGAAUAAACCUCCAAACGGGAGAACUGACUGUACUCGAGAGGAUCGACCGGGAAAGUCUUUGUGGAAAAAAAGCGUCUUGCGUUUUAAUACAGGAGCUAGUGCUCGAAAAUCCUUUAGAGCUGCACCGGGUUAAUAUACGGGUACAAGAUAUCAAUGAUAACUCGCCCCAAUUUAACGAGGAUUUGCUGAAAAUUGAAAUACACGAAUCAGCAGUCAAAGGCGCUCGCUUCUCCUUGGAUGAGGCGCAUGAUGAAGACAUAGGGGAAAAUGCAGUUCAGAGGUACGCCAUUGAGCAAAACGAUCAUUUCAAGUUAAAUGUAAACACAAAAGGUGUUGGGGGCAAAUAUUGUGAGCUAGUUUUAGAUAAAGAAUUAGACAGAGAAGACAAAAGCGAGCAUGUGCUGCAGCUCACAGCGUUUGAUGGCGGAUCUCCACAGAGAUUAGGCACAGCAGUGAUACAUGUAAAGGUACUGGAUGCUAAUGAUAACGUACCUGUGUUUACUCAGAAUAUUUACAAAGCAAGUUUGCCUGAAAAUGCUGCACUGGAUACAUUAAUCAUAACAGUUAGCGCUAAUGAUGCAGAUAGUGGGCAGUACGGUGAAGUCACUUAUGGUUUUAAUAGAUUAUCUGGUCAAAAAAGCAACAUGUUCUCUUUACACCCGAAAACUGGUGAGGUGAGAGUAGUUGGAGCUAUUGAUUUUGAGAAAGAAUCACUGCAUGAAAUGCAAAUUAGCGCUAAAGACGGUCUGGGAUUGGCCUCUUAUGCAAAUUUAAUUAUUGAGAUAAUAGAUGUAAAUGACAACGCCCCUGUCAUACAUCUAAAGUCACUGUCCAACCCGGUGCCCGAGAACGCACCACCUGGUACAGAGGUGGGCAUCAUCAAUGUGCAGGACAGAGACUCUGAGAAGAACCGACAGGUCCGCUGCUCCAUCCAGCAGAACGUUCCUUUUAAAUUGGUUCCUUCUGUCAAAAACUAUUAUUCUCUGAUGACCACAGGACAGCUGGACCGUGAACUAGUGUCUGAUUACAACAUUACAAUCAGUGCCACUGACGAGGGCUCUCCACCUCUGUCCUCCUCUAAAACUGUUCGGUUAUCUGUAGCUGACAUCAACGACAACCCACCUGUGUUUGAGGAGCAGUCCUACAGCGCUUAUGUGAGUGAAAAUAACAAACCUGGCUCCACUUUAUGUUCCGUUAGUGCUCGAGACCCGGACUGGAGACAAAACGGUACCGUGAUUUAUUCUCUGUUACCUGCUGAGGUUAACGGCGCGUCGGUGUCCUCCUAUCUAUCAGUUAACGGAGACACGGGGGUGAUCCACGCUGUCAGGUCGUUUGAUUAUGAACAGCUGAGGAGUUUUAAAGUUCACGUGAUGGCCAGAGACAACGGUUCUCCUCCUCUCAGCAGCAACGUGACCGUGAGUGUGUUCGUAUCAGAUGUGAAUGACAACUCUCCUCAGAUACUGUACCCCGCCCCGGAGGGCAGCUCCUUCAUGACCGAGCUGGUCCCCAAAGCUGCACACGGAGGCUCUCUGGUGUCCAAAGUGAUAGCGGUGGACGCGGACUCUGGACAGAACGCCUGGCUGUCCUAUCAGAUAGUCAGAUCCACUGAUCCGGGACUUUUCACUAUCGGUGUGCACAGCGGAGAGAUCAGGACGCAGCGGGACAUUUCUGAAUCUGACAGCAUGAAACAGAACCUGAUUGUAGCAGUGAAAGAUAACGGACAGCCCUCUCUGUCUGCCACCUGUGCCAUGUAUUUACUGAUUUCUGAUAACUUGGCUGAGGUGCCAGAGCUGAAAGAUAUUUCUUAUGAUGACAAGAACUCCAAACUGACCUCGUAUCUGAUCAUUGCGCUGGUGUGUGUGUCCACCUUCUUCCUGACCUUCAUCAUCAUCAUCCUGGGUGUGAGGUUUUGUCGCAGGAGAAAGCCCAGACUGUUGUUUGAUGGAGCAGUGGCCAUUCCCGGAGCUUAUCUCCCUCCUAAUUACGCAGAUGUUGAUGGAACAGGAACUUUACGCAGCUCCUACAACUAUGACGCCUACCUGACAACAGGAUCUAGAACCAGUGACUUUAAGUUUGUGUCAUCUUACAAUGACAACACGCUGCCUGCUGACCAGACUCUGAAGAAAAGUCCCUCUGAGUUUGUUGAUGUGUUUGGAGACUCUGAUUCUUCUCCAGAGGUAGGGUGACCUAAUUCCAUUUUGUUUGGAAUUGAAAUAUUUUUUUUAACAUUUUGAUGAGCAACUUUAGAAAACAUAAAAAUCACAUUACAGUUUUACUAUCUCUACAUAAUUAAAUAUAUUUUAAACGUUUUACAUUAACUUCAUUUAGUUUUCACAAUCAUUCGGGUAUUUUUGUUUUGUUUUUGUUUUUAUGUUUUUUUCAUGAACAUAUCCAUCUUUUGAUCUUUCUUAUUCAAACUGGAGUCUGGAAAAAAAAAGUGCUUAAUCCUACAACGUUUUUACACCAGGGAAGAGUUUUCCAAGUGAAUUUACCAAAAGUCAGUAAGACUCACUUAAGAGACCGUUCCUGAUCCCGAAGCAUGGGAGGAUGCGCUCCGUGUGCACCAACUCUCCACCAGUAUGUGACCACGCACUUCAAAGCGCAUGCAUGACUGUUAUAAGCAGGCACGUGCAG
Messenger RNA from Nothobranchius furzeri (turquoise killifish), 3541 nucleotides. NCBI's taxonomy places the organism in Eukaryota, Metazoa, Chordata, Actinopteri, Cyprinodontiformes, Nothobranchiidae. The record is from RefSeq and is a predicted model, not a curated record.